UUUCAAACAUUAUUAUCUUCCCGCUAUAAUUCAUCAACAUAAAGCUUUCCUUUCCAAAUCUCAUGAUCCAUAACCCAAACCAACAAAUCCCCCCCCCCUUCCCACAACGCUCUGCCCCCUCUACCUCCCCCUCUCCCUCACACCCCUCUCCUCCGACUCCCACCACGCCCCGAACUGCACAUCCCUCGAACCUCAGCCAACACCGGCUGUCACAUCUGCACUUCCAUCCGCCGCGCCUCCGCCGUCCCACCCUCUGUCAACCGCUUCAGUCUCGCGCUAAAAGAAGCGGGACGAAAAGAAGGGGUCUGGCUUCUUUGGACGGGAGAGGUGAGGACGGGAGUUAUUGUUGCGGAGAGGUGUGCUUGUAGGAGAGAGGUGGUUAAGGCCAAAGGCUGGCCAUCGCCCUCUUCAAUUUUGGACGGCCGACCGCGAGCCAGG
Mollisia scopiformis is the source of this 438-nucleotide messenger RNA. RefSeq lists its product as uncharacterized. The record is from RefSeq and is a predicted model, not a curated record. The transcript has a single exon. Bases 63 to 368 code for a protein of 101 amino acids. Lineage: Eukaryota; Fungi; Ascomycota; Leotiomycetes; Helotiales; Mollisiaceae.